GUGCGGGACUCUUACAGAACCCCACCCCCACAUUAUAUCCUGCACAGCAUGUCUGGUGGGAGGCGCGGAAUUGCGGAAUCCUUGUCCUGAACUUCCUUUUGCAGUUGUGCUAUAAAAACCCCUUAACCUCAUCCCCUCUUUGAACCUUCUUGCCGAACUUUUUUUAUCAGCGAUAUUAAACCAUGUCAGACGCCAAGACCACCGUUAUCACCGACCAAGUUGUUCUUUGGGACAUCAGUUCCAAAAUCCCAGGAAAGAUCUGGUCUCCAAAUACGAUGAAGGUCCGUGCCGUUUUAAACUUCAGGGGGAUUCCUUUUGAGACCCAGUUUUUCACCUAUUCCACCUUCCCUGCGUUGCUCGAGAAAGAGGGGGUCAAGCCAUGGCCACAAGCUCCUCACUACACCUUACCUGCCAUCUCUCACAAAGGGAAGACGAUCAUGGGCAGUGACCAAAUUGUUGCGUAUUUGGAGAAGGAAUUCCCACACUCCCGAAGCGUCUACCCUACUCCUGAGGCUUUGGAAGAGGCUACCUCGAUGUGCAGCCUCGUUCCAACCUUGGAGGGUGUCACAGCUCCGACCGCGGGGGCAUUUGUGUCCGGUAUUAUGGAGGAUGUCGAUCAGAAGUACUUUUUGUGGAAGUUUGACGAAAGAGAUGGAAUUAUUGAUAUCCCGAAGCUUUUGGACGACCCGGCGGCGAUUCUGGAAAACUGGGAUCUGAUUCAACGCUUUUUCAAUGGCUUUGAAGGGUUCACCUCCAAGAACUUUAGCGCUGAGCAGUUAGGCCGCUUGAAGAGCGGUAAAUACUUGUUUGGUGACCAUUGCAGCUACGCUGAUAUUCUUUACUUCAGCUUGCUCUUCUGGACUGUGAUUGGGUACAGCCAAGACAAGAGUAGAACCUCUGAGUUAAUCACCGAUGAGUGGUUACGGGACUGGUGGGCUAGAAUGUCCAUUUACACUGUGUGAGGUGGGCCACAACUUCUGUGAAAGUAUAGAAAAUUUAGGUAUUUCAAUUCAGCUCCAAGAUAAAAAAAUGUCUAAACACGAUGCACAUCCCCUUUGGGGCUUCGUAAAUGAAUAUACGAAGAAUCCCCAGAAAGAUAAUUUUCACAUGUGAGCAUAAUUGUAGAUAGGAUCAGAAUACUUGCACGAAUCUUGGUGCGGGAUAUAUCCA
Babjeviella inositovora NRRL Y-12698 is the source of this 1170-nucleotide messenger RNA. RefSeq names its product glutathione S-transferase family protein. The transcript has a single exon. Bases 183 to 962 code for a protein of 259 amino acids. NCBI's taxonomy places the organism in Eukaryota, Fungi, Ascomycota, Pichiomycetes, Serinales. The record is from RefSeq and is a predicted model, not a curated record.